AUGAUCGAGUUGUCAAGGAACGAGAUAAACCAGCUGAUAGUGAAGUAUCUUGAAGACGAAGGAUACAUCUACACGCUGUUUACAUUCAGGAACGAAGCUGAUCCCGGUGUGGGCGCAUUUGAGCACACGCUUCCUUCAGUUAUCAGCAAAGGAAUACAGUAUAUGUACGGUGUGAAGCAUCUGCAUGGAGGCGAGGUUGUUCCGUGCAGUGCAAGGUUUUGUUUGUCUGAAGCGCAUGUGUGUAAGUUUGGAAGCCCAAAUAAAUCUGAAGCAAAAGAGGAAGGCAAAUUGAACGACGAAAACGCAAGCAUAUCAAUCGACAAGGAGGUGUCCAUGAGCACGGACAUGCUGAAUAGCGAGGACAUGCCAGAUGGGUAUGCUGACAAGGUGAGCAUUGAUGUUGUGGAUAUGGACAUGCAUUUAAAUGAGCAUGUGACUCUUUCGUGCUGGAACAGAGACUUUCUAUGCGUGUAUACAAAGGCGCAUGAGCUUGUUGGUGUUGGGCCAAGCGGUAUCAUGUGGAGGAGAGAAAUCAAAGGAGUAUCGGCACUCUCAUGGAGUGGAGACGAUGUUGUUGUAGGGAAUGCAAAUGGAGAAGUGAUAACAAUCAAUCUACUAAGUGGCCGAGCAAGAAGCUAUGCAUGCCACGAGAAGAAGGUUACUGGAGUAAGGCAGCGUGGAAAGGGCGUUCUUUCGUCCGGAGAAGACGGAAGAGUGGUAAUGAUGAACAACGGAGUAACAGAGAUUUGUGUUUCGAAGUCCAAGGUGACUGAGGUUAUCUGGAUGAGUGAACACGGCGUUGGAUGUGCAUUAGAAGAUUUCUCGUUAGUGUAUGUGGAUAUGAGUAGUCAGAAUGCAUCCACGAUUGGCUCGCACAGCAGCAGGAUUAGUCGCAUAGGGCACAAGGAAGGCGUACUGUCUAGCUCAUCACAUGAUGGAUCGAUUGGCAUUUGGAGCAGCUCGUUGAUGAAUGGCCAUAGAAUUCAGGCACAUGAAGGCGCAGUGAAUAGCCAUGCAUGGAUCAAUGGAGCAGUUGCCAGCUGUGGAGCAGACGGAUUUCUCAAGACAUGGAAUGUUCACAAAGGUGUACUCGUGCAUGCAUCAGAUUACUCCAAUAGCAUCAUGUGUGUUGAUUGCACAUCUCAGUUAAUUGCAUGUGGAACAUCAACAGGUGUUGUCGCUAUCACUGACUGUAGAUGUGGAGAGAUUUACAGAUGCAGUAUGGAUGGAGAGGCCUCAAAGGUUUUAUUUUCUGCAGAUGGAUCAUAUCUAUACACCUGUGUGCUUGACGGGUAUCCGAAGCUAUUAAAUCUCAGGUAUAUUUGA
Molecule: messenger RNA, 1326 nt
Organism: Ordospora pajunii
Lineage: Eukaryota; Fungi; Microsporidia; Ordosporidae
Exons: 1
Coding region: 1-1326 (441 amino acids)
Biological process (GO): regulation of transcription by RNA polymerase II
Cellular component (GO): histone deacetylase complex
Molecular function (GO): protein binding; transcription corepressor activity
Source: RefSeq, a predicted model, not a curated record